This is a messenger RNA of Xyrichtys novacula (pearly razorfish), 5091 nucleotides long. The record is from the annotation of a GenBank genome assembly. Lineage: Eukaryota; Metazoa; Chordata; Actinopteri; Labriformes; Labridae.
GACAAACCAGGGUCCACAUGAACCUAAAAGGCUCAAGUAUACCAGGCUCCAGUUAGUAUUUUUGAUGUUGAAGUCUUUUUCUUUCUUUUCACGUAUGCAGUUACUAUAAUUGUGUAAGUUUAUGUCAGCAAAUGAAAAAAGCCCAGAUUUCUAGUAUUUGUACUUUGUCCAGCUGAAUUCUUACACCAGCAGCCCUGACCCCCUGCCUUUAGCUAGAUGGAUCAUUAUUAGUUCUUGAUUAACUGAAUAAUGUCAUAAUUUUAUUAUUUAAAAGGUUAAAUUAACAUUUAUAAUAAAAUCUGAUCAGUAUCUCAUUUAUACAACGGAAUAUUAGGGCCACAUUAAGAAAAAACAAUUGAGACUUCAUGAUUAAAGUCAUUACUAAGGAGAAUAAAGUCGUAAUAAAUCUUUAUUUACGAGAAUAAAGCCAUAAUAGAGAAAAGUCCUGAUAAAAUCUUUAAUCGUAAUAAAAUCAUUAUGAGAUUAAAGUCGUGAAGUAAAUUAAGUCAUAAAGCUGCUUUUAUGAAGGAGGAAAUGACUGGAACUGGUCAACUGCAGAGUUAUCUAUGGGUGCAUCAGUGGGUUAUUCAGAGGGCUUUUGUGGUUUAUCAAGAAACAAUCCAACUGAUGAUCAACUUUUGCGAUUCAGAGGGAGUCGACGAGCACUGCGUCUAUCUCUGAUGCAGGCACAACACCAGCAGCAACCUACACUUGCAGAGGCACCAACACCUUAUGGCAAAUAGAUUCAUUCGAUAAACUAAAGCCAUACGCUAUUGCUAAAAACAGUUGCAUUGACGGAUUUAGCCUCUGCACAGCAAUUUCCAGCCAUUUCCCCCUCCUCAAAAACAGUGAUUCCCCACAAGUCCGCCUGGUUCUUUCUGCAGAAAAGAUGCAUUUCUUGCAUAUUCUUUUUAAUGUCCUGAUACUUCUGACAAUGUGAUGCUGAAACACCAAAGCAUUUAGUACCUCCUUGUUUGUGAAACCUAGCUACUGAAGUAUAAUUCAUCUAAAUGCUCCACAGCGCUCAUUUAAACAACUAACAACAGGUUAGAAUAGCUAUUAGCUACAACUUUAUUCUUGUAAGUAAUUACUUUAUUACAACUUUAUUCUCGUAAGUAAUGAUUUUAUUACGACUUUAUUCUCGUAAGUAAUUACGGCCUUCCUUUUUUUUUUUUUCUUAAUGUGGCCCUAAUACUCCGUCGUACAUUUAAACCAGACAAUUCAACAAAAUGUACUUUUUAAUCUGGACAAAUUCUGCGCUGCUACACUAGUGUGGUCUGACACCAUGACGGAUAGACAGGAAACAGCUUCUAAGUGCUUGUCCUUUGAAGUAUCUGUCUUUAAAUCAUAUAGGAGUCUUAUUAGUGUCAUUACGGUGUGCAGGCAUUCUGGGAUUAUUUGGAUAACUCACCAAUAUCCUGUGAUCCCCAGUUAAUGCAACGUCCUCAGCACUUUUUAGGAGUUUCAGCUGAGUUGCUGUCUCCGUUUCAUACAGGUUCCGGAGUGAUCCCUGAGUCAUCCCAAACUCAAGGCAUCACUUUGAUUCAAGCCAAAGGUCUGUGACAGUUGGCGCACUCCAGAAAAGUGCCGUUCUGGCUUUAGUGGUCUGGUUGUCCAACAUACUAAUGAGCUGUACCUGUAUGCUUCACUUCUAGCUGGUAGCUCAAGCUCAGAGUACUUUGGGGAUAAUUUAAUGCAGUUCAACACAACGUGCAUAUUCUAUCUGAUUUGUUCACUGCUCCAUCCAUCGAAAAGUGGCAGGGUUUUGUUCUUUUCCAACAUAGUGGCUGUAGAAACUUACCUAUAAUGUGCUGAAAAGGAAGAAAAGUCAUGCAAUUUCCAAACAUAUUAAUUCCAGACCUCAAUUACAUCAGAAUGAAAAAGGUAGCUCCAGCAGGCAAAAACAAAACAAAACAAAUGAACACUGGCCCCUUCCUUUCAUGCGGUAGUCAAUUGUCCAUGCACAAGGCAUGUACAUCUGAGCUACAAAUACAUCUUGUCCAGGAUCCCAGUAUCAUCCAGACACACAGGAGAGGCAGGCUGUAAGUGUUGAAGAGAAAACAGAAGAGAAAUUAGAGUGUUAUUGGUGCUCCUGCAUGGGUCUCUGUUUAUAGCCAUGCUGGGCUUAGGAUCUACUGUUAGCUACCUGCUUGACCAGCAUCCUGGUUCGGGGUUACUCUUGUGUACUGCAGAGGUAUGAAAGUUAUCAGACAAACCACAUACACGGAGGAACCACAUGCUUUUUUUUUUUUUUACAAACAUAAGUUUAUAUGUCAUACACUUACAGUACCCACAGGAGUUAUAUAUAGACUGACUUUGAGUUAAACCCUGAUCACCGCAGGUCUGAACCUUUUAUAUCAACCAAAUCCAAACCGGAGAGUGGAGGAGAGCUCAAUUUGGAUCCUGGCCACAACUUAACAUCACACCAAGAGAUGCAGCACGUCGGGCAAGUCUGUGAGACUGUAACACUGGAUAAAGAGGUUAAAGAAAAGCUCUAUACUGACACUCAACCAGAUAAGAUCCGUGCACUUCCAAUCCAUCGGCGUCCAGACCUGCUGGUUCCCUGUGCAGACCUUGUCAACGCUGAGUGGCAGAGAAGCCAGGCUGCUCGAGUCCACUCACUCCAGAAGUCCUGUCCCGAGUUCCCUGUCUGUCUGAUUCUCCUGCAGGGCCACAAAGAGACAGAACGCCUGUUGGGACAUGCCAGGCUUUCCCGGGUCGUAGGUCACGGCAGCAGCCUGUUUGUUGAGUCUGUGGUUGUGUCUAAGGCAGAGCGAGGGAAGGGCUAUGGACGGACUCUGAUGGAGGAGGUGGAGAGUUAUGCUAAAAGUAGAGGGUUCAAGCGCCUGUGCCUGACCACACAUGAUAAACAGCACUUCUACGCCCACCUCGGCUACAUGCUGUCAACACCAGUGCAGAAUGCAGGUGCCAUGACAGCGUUUGUUCCCAUGGAGAUGCUCCUAAGGUUCUCCAGGAUGCCGAGGGAAGAAGGGGACACGCAGAGAGGAAUGGGGACAAUGAUGGGGGCCCAAAUCUCACCAGUGUCUCCUAAAGCUUGUAGUUCACCUCCACGCCCCCCACCACCUCCCUCAGUCCCUCCACCACUUCCCCCUUCUUCCAUACCACCACCUCGCCCCCCUUCUCUUCCUCCUUGUACUCCUCCCCCUCCUCCUCCACCACCCCCUCCUUCAAUCCCAUGUCCUCCUCCACCUCCUCCUCAGCCUGCAGGUCAGCCUGUAGUUCAGACUCUGACUCAAACUCCUUACAGGGAUGCUAAAGGAGUCCCUAUCUUCUGGAUGCAUAAAAACAUUUGACAUACACUUACAUGCAUCUUUCUGCACACAGCUACAUAAUUUGAGUCCGUAUGAACACAUAGUGUAACACAGAACCAUCUGUAGGACCUAUAAGCACACGAUAACAGUCUUUAAGAGAAACCAGACAAUCAAAUCCAUUCACUUUUUCUAUAUGUUCCUGUCAUACAGACACUUGAAUUUGGGCCAGAGGAGUCUUGUUCUGCAACCUUUAAAUGAGACCCAUUGGACUCAUUUUUACCCUUAUAUUGUGUCAGCCUGGGACACCUUUGUUUUAGAUUUUUGUGAUUUGCAGCCCAAAAUAAAUCCUCGAUUAUCUUAUACAGGCACCUGUGAAAACCCACCUACCACCACUGCACAACCCCCUUCCUGAAACACUUCAUUUCGUUGUUUUUUUUUUCACAGCUAGUGGGUUUUAUAGUCUACUGCUUUGUAGUCAUAAAAAGCCCCGGACUGUACGCCUCUGUGAAAAUGGUCUCAGCCAGUCAUUAGGCGGUGGCAGUUUUAGCUUUUGUUACAUACUUUUAGCUUGUGUUUCCAAGGCUUCAUGGACGGUCUUUCUUCAUAGAUGGAGCAACCCAGGUUUUCGUAAUGUCAGUUUUGCUAAACUUCAGUACUUGUUUACAAGAUACCUUCAUCUUUAGGAAGAGAGAACAGCUUUGCCUUUCCUUCACAACUUGGAGGAAAGCUCAGACUGUGUAAUGCACUUUCAGCCUCUGGGUUGCUCUUGACAAAGCUUCUGGAUGGGUUCGUCCUUUGGUUGAGGCAGAGUGUCCCUAUGAGCUGUUCAAUGCAGCCAAAAAACAUCUGAGUAUCUCAUGCUAUGAAACUUUGCUAGAGAUUAGUAUGACCAUCUAAAACUGUGACGUUACAUGUCUGUAUUAUACAGACCAGGAAACGAAGAACACCAUUUAACACCUAUAUGAGAUUUAGAACACUUUUGACUUUAGCCAGCAUUACAUAGCAUCUUGAUUUGUAUUUUUCUGAAACUAAAUUAAAUGAGGUUGGUGGUUGUUUGCCCAUGAUUCUGAAACAAAGUUUAGAUAACAAAACAAGGCUGUAAAUCGAACUGUGUUUGUGUUUGGAGUUCCAUCGUUAUUCCAAUCGUUAUUCAGUUCUUGGUCCAGGCAUCUCCAUAAAUCAGAGAUACAUCUGAUGCUAUGAAAGCAUGCAUCAGGAAUUUUCAGAUGAACUGCACAUAACUCUGUUUUCUGCCUCACUUAAAUGUUCACUGGACAGAGUUAUGUAUGAGCGUGACACUAAAUGGAGUUUUCCACAGUCAGCUGCUGAUACAAGAUUUCAUGUUCUCACCUAAGUUUUGUUUUGCAAAUGUUAAAAUUUUGUGACUUUAUACUCAGUUUGAAUUUGGGUCUUAGCUGUGUGUAAGUGGUAACUUGUGAUCUUCUCGCGUGUGCGCAUACACACAUAUUCCAAGAAACAUUUUGUCAUAAGUUAUUUUUCAAAGCAGCUGUUACACAACAAGCCUGUCAAGUGUGACAGCAGUUUACAUGUACGGGUUAACUGUAAAGCUAUACAGCUUAUCCAGAACCUUUUUUUUUUUUUUGCCAAAUCCAGGGAACCACAAAAGAAUCUUUCCUUUAGAGCAGCUUUACUUCUCAGCAGUAUGAUUGAAAUCCAGUUUGUGUCCUGCUGUUAAGUGAUGUGACACAGUAACACCACACUGGAGGUUUGAAUGUGCCUUACUGAACUGCUGCUGAACUUUAUGUUAUGUGUUUGUUUUAGUUAUGAAAAUAUGGAAAUAAAGAUGAUUCAGCGAGAA